CGACAGGAAUCCAGCUGCGGCCUCCUGCCAGCGGUUGCCUCUUGCACAAGGGCCGAGGCAGGGAGGCGUUAACUGUUUCCUAACUCGGCAGUGGGAGCGCAGCGCGGGCGGCCAGCACCGAGCGAGGGCCCCGGGCCCUGCAGGGAGCAGGGCGAUGGCUGCAGGGCCGAGCCGUGCCGAGUGCCAAGGACACGGUGCCGCAGGCGGGCUGCCUCCGAGCACGGCAGCGCCGGACACCGUGGCUCUGUGCCAGGGCUCCCCAGCGGGGGCUGAGGCCCUCGGGGCUGUCCCCCCCCAGAUCCUGGUGACGGACUUCAGCGCGGCGAACCCCGGGGGCUGGCACUGCCCUGACCCGCAGCCAGAGCCGGGCGAGGAGGACAGCGAGCAGGACGCCAGGGAGGCAUCCGAGGAUGGGAGCAGCAGCGUGGGCGCCAGCCCCGUGGCCCUGGACCCAGUGGAGAAGGAAUGGCUGCAGGGAGCAGCCGGCGGGGACCUGCCCGUCCUGAGCCACCUCCUGCAGCAGGAGCCCGCCCUGGCCACCAAGAAGGACUUCACCUCGGGGUUCACCGCGUUGCACUGGGCAGCAAAGCACGGCAAGGAGGACAUGGCCGCGAUGCUCGUGGAUGCUGGGGCUGACAUCAACAUGAGAGCGCACGUGAGUACAGGCCCCGGCUGGCGGUCGCUGCUGGGCCGCGGGGUGCUGAGCACGUCGCACGUGGUGCCCGGCUCUGCCCCCACAGCAGCUCUCUCCCUCGGGCAGGGCGGCUACACCCCCCUGCACAUCGCCGCGCUCCACGGGCACCGCCAGAUCGUGGACCUGCUCAUCGAGCGCUUUGGGGCCAAGCAGAACCUGCGGGACUACAGCGGGCACCUGGCCGGGCACUACCUGGGCUCUGCGGGGACGCUGGACGGGGACCCCGACACCCCCCAGCUGCCCUCGGGCCGCGGUGAGCGCGGCCGGAACCGGCGCCUGGCCUGCCUGCUGCUGCCCAAGGCCGGUGGGCAGGCGCGGCGGCGCUGGGGCUCGGCCGAGGACCUUGCGGAGCCAGAGGAAGAGCGAGCCCCGGCGCAGCUCCUCGCACCGCCCGCGUCCUACCGGGCCGUCCGCAAGUUCUCUCGCUAGCCCAGACCUGGCCCCACGGCGUGGUGGGGGGCUCGGGGGUCAGGCACGAAGAUGGGGCCGGACGCUGUCUGGCACUGCAGUAAAGCUCCGUGUGCACCGCG
Cygnus olor (mute swan) is the source of this 1224-nucleotide messenger RNA. RefSeq names its product ankyrin repeat domain-containing protein SOWAHC-like. The record is from RefSeq and is a predicted model, not a curated record. Gene Ontology annotation, molecular function: protein binding. The coding region runs from base 155 to 1123 and encodes 322 amino acids. Lineage: Eukaryota; Metazoa; Chordata; Aves; Anseriformes; Anatidae. The transcript is spliced from 12 exons.